Molecule: messenger RNA, 1514 nt
Organism: Diatraea saccharalis (sugarcane borer)
Lineage: Eukaryota; Metazoa; Arthropoda; Insecta; Lepidoptera; Crambidae
Source: the annotation of a GenBank genome assembly
GUUGUUCUUUGCAAUUGACGUUGACAAUUGAUUGUUUAGUGAAUUAAUUUUUCUACUAAAAUAAAAAAUGAAUAGUAUAUCUAUUUCGAAAAUGCUUAUUUUUCCUAUCAAUUCGUAGAAUUCAUGUAAUAAUUAAUAUUGCAGUAUAAUUAUAUCGGUGCAAUAAAAGUUGAAAUAUUUUCUUUUUCUUCAUCAUAUCGCUUUUAGUGAGUGUGCAUUUCGAUUUGUGGCCGACUAUGGCGGAUCAAUCAUCUGUUUUGGCUCUUGUUAUCUUGGCUGUUGGGGUUACAGUUCAUUUCUCUUUACACAAAGUUGAGGAAGGACAUGUAGGAGUUUAUUAUCGUGGAGGAGCUUUGCUUCCAGUAACCAGUCAGCCAGGGUUUCAUAUGAUGGUACCUUUACUGACAUCAUAUAAAGCUAUUCAGACAACUUUGCAAACAGAUGAAGUAAAAAAUGUACCAUGUGGUACUAGUGGUGGAGUUAUGAUCUAUUUUGAAAGAAUAGAAGUAGUCAACAAACUAGAACCAUCCAGUGUUUUGGAUAUGGUGCGUAAUUUCACAGCAGAAUAUGACAAAACUUUGAUUUUCAAUAAAGUACACCAUGAAUUGAAUCAAUUUUGUAGUGCUCAUUCUUUACAUGAAGUGUAUAUUGAUUUGUUUGAUCAAAUUGAUGAAAAUUUGAGAACGGCUCUUCAAAGAGAUCUUGAUGAAAUGGCACCCGGUUUGAGGGUGCAAGCUGUUAGAGUAACCAAGCCUAAAAUACCUGAAGCUAUUAGAAAAAACUAUGAAUUAAUGGAAGCAGAAAAAUCCAAACUUUUGAUUGCAGCACAGCAUCAAAAGGUUGUGGAAAAAGAAGCAGAAACUGCUCGUCGUAAAGCCGUCAUAGAAGCUGAGAAAGAAGCUCAAGUAGCUAAAAUUCAAUAUGAACAAAAAAUAAUGGAGAAGGAAUCAUUGCAAAAGAUUGAGUUGAUUGAAGACAGCAUCCAUAAAGCUAAACAACAAACAAAAGCAGAGGCAGAUUUUUAUCAUCUAAAAAAACAGGCAGAGGCUAAUAAAGUUUUACUGACAAAAGAAUAUUUAGAACUAAAGAAAUAUGAAGCUCUCUCUCAAAAUAACAAGAUCUACUUUGGCAGUGACAUUCCAAAUAUGUUUUUUCAAGCUAAUGUUGGCGAUACUAUUCCAAAGAGUGUGCAAGUUGAAUGAGUGUCACUCACUUUGUCAGCAUUGCAGCUAGUCAUUAAGUGAUUAAUUUUAUUAGAUAUUGACUGUUGUGAAUUUCAUGGUAGUAUUAGUGAAACUAUUGUAUAAAAGGUUAAAUAUAAUUUUAUUAAGGCAGUUUGUACACUGUAUAGUCUUGCAUAAAUAAAUCAUGUUAUAAAUUGUGAUAUAAUAGUUUUCUCAAAUAAAAAAUAGGUGUACAUUUUUUCUUAUAGGCAUUUCAUACUUUAUGAAUGAAAAAUAAAUUGGUCUAUGAAAUAAACAAUUAUUUUUUAAAGGAGAUUAAAAAACACAAUC